Fusarium redolens is the source of this 2133-nucleotide messenger RNA. RefSeq names its product enolase C-terminal domain-like protein. Bases 1 to 2133 code for a protein of 710 amino acids. The transcript is spliced from 8 exons. The record is from RefSeq and is a predicted model, not a curated record. Gene Ontology annotation, cellular component: cytoplasm. Gene Ontology annotation, biological process: pantothenate biosynthetic process; D-galactonate catabolic process. Lineage: Eukaryota; Fungi; Ascomycota; Sordariomycetes; Hypocreales; Nectriaceae. Gene Ontology annotation, molecular function: galactonate dehydratase activity; 2-dehydropantoate 2-reductase activity.
AUGGCUAAGAUCGCAACUGUCAAGUACUACCGCGUCAAGCCGCGAUGGCUAAUGGUUAAGAUUGUCGAUGAGAAUGGACAGUAUGGAUGGGGUGAGGCCACGUUGGAGGGGCAUGAUCUUGCUGUCGAGGGAUGUUUGGAUGAGAUGAUCCCACGAAUCAUCGGACAAGAAGCAAACGAUAUCGAAAACAUCUGGCAAACCUUCUGGCGUCAUGGAUUCUACCGUGGCGGACCAGUCUUCAUGUCCGCCAUCUCAGGCAUCGACAUCGCAUUAUGGGACUUGAAAGGUGGUCGAAACUUGAAGGUGCCUAUCUAUGAGCUCCUCGGCGGUAAGGUCCGCAACAAGGUCCAAGUCUACUGCUGGAUCGGUGGUGAUCGACCUUCAGAUAUCGAAGCAGCAGCAAAGAAGCGCCUUGAGCAGGGGCUUACAUGCGUCAAGAUGAACGCAACCGAAGAUCUAGGCUGGAUAGACUCGCCAUCCGCUCUCGACAGCACUGUCGAACGUCUCAAACAGGUGAAAGCAUUAGGUCUCGACGCCGGACUUGACUUCCACGGACGCUGUCACAAAGCAAUGGCUAAGCAACUCGCACGAGCUCUUGAACCUCAUAGACCUUUGUUCAUUGAGGAGCCUAUUCUGGUUGAGCAUCCUGAAGCUAUCAAGAAGCUAUCUGACCAGACUGUUAUUCCAAUUGCGUUCGGUGAGCGUUUAUAUACACGCUGGGACAUCAAACGCUUUCUGGAAGAUUCAAGUGUCGACAUUCUCCAACCUGACAUCGCUCACGCAGGCGGUAUCUCAGAGACGAAGCGUAUAGCUACUAUGGCGGAGGCAUAUGAUGUUGCGAUUGCGCCUCACUGUCCGCUUGGACCUGUUGCGUUCGCUGCUUCCGUUCAAGUAGCACUGUCGUCACCCAACUUUGCCAUUUUGGAGAUGAGCUUGGGGAUGCACUAUAACACCGAGGCUGGAGAUAUUGAUCUCUUGACGUAUAUCAAGGAUCCAAGUGUUUUUGAUCUCGAAGCUGGACAUGUCAAGGCGCCGACGGGUUAUGGCCUGGGAAUCGAGAUUGAUGAAGAGAUGGUGGCUAGGAUUGCGAAGGAGACGGACCCGUGGCAGUGUAAAACGUUUCAUGGUCCGGAUGGCAGCAUUAGGGAAUGUAUUGUCAAGAUGAGUAACAAACCGUUGGAAGUCUUGGUCUAUGGGCUUGGAGCAAUCGGCUCGUUUUAUGCCUUCAUUCUGAGCCGUAGUGAGCAUGUUCACCUGACGGUGGCCGCUCGUUCGAACUUUGAUGCCGUCACUGCUAAUGGCAUCUCAAUUGACAGCCAGAACCAUGGAAAACAUCAUGUGGAACCUCACAAGGUCUGUCGUACUGUCGCUAAAGCGAGCAAAAAGUUUGACUUUAUCGUCUGCACCAACAAAGCAGUGGACCAGCUCAGUACAGCUGCUGACAUUGAACCUGGCGUUGGUGAUAACACGUCAAUUGUCAUCAUCCAGAACGGCGUUGGCAAUGAGGAUGCUUUUCGUGAACGGUUCCCGAGCGCAACUAUUAUCUCAUGCGUGACGUGGGUUGGUGCGAGGCAGCCGGAGCCUGGUUUCAUAACUCAUACGACAUCCGAGGAUAUGCAAGUGGGGCUGUACCCGAACAAGACCGGAAGCGAAUCACGCGAUAAUCAGCAUCUGGCUCAAUUUGAGUCCCUGCUGUCAAUUGGAAAGACCAUCUUCCAGAUUGUCCCUAACAUCCAAGUCCAGCGUUGGGAGAAAGUGGUCUGGAACGCAGCGUGGAAUUCCCUUACUGCUCUUACGCUUAUGGACACGCAUGCAUGGCUCAGUUCAUCAGACCUGUCAACUCCGAUGACGAGAAAGCUGAUGAAAGAAGUUAUUGAUGUUGCUAAUGCGCUCGGAGUUCCUCUGGAGUAUGAACUGAUUGACAGGCUUCUGGAGAAGAUUUUGGUGAUGCCGCCUAUUGGAAGCAGUAUGAGAACGGAUUACGAAAAUGGAAAGCCAAUGGAAGUCGAGGUCAUUCUGGGAUAUCCUGUUAGGAAGGGUAAGGAACUUGGUAUUGAUGUUGCGACGAUUGAGACUCUGUACAGCAUCUUGCUGGCGAUUAACAAGCGGCUCAUAAGCGCGCAGAGCAAGUGA